AUGGAGGACCCAGUGGAUGAUGAAGAGAAGAGGGAUGAACAAGCCUUUGACGAACAAAAUAAUGACAUAGACUUCGUUUACAAUGAUGCAGAUGAAUAUGGUGUUGAGAUAGCUGAGCUUUAUAGCUACUCAGAAGAGGGAGAUUUUUUGGAAAAUGCUCAAGCUUUCGGAGAAACAUUUAAAACUCAAAGCAAGUGGGUCGAUGCAAACGAUCAGAUUCGUCGCGGUUAUGUCAUUAAACUUCUCGAUAUUCUUGAGUCCGCCGAUGGAGAAAAUCGAAUUAAAGCGGCUCGUUCUCUACUUUAUCUCCUACAGGGCGUUUUUAAGGAGUGUGAUCUUGAAGAAGAUCAGAUAACAUGGGCGAGGCAAAAUGUUUACCUUUGUAUUGAAUGUGGGGUGCUUUCCUCAAUUUUAUCUGUACUAUUACUCGAAAUUCGUUACGAUGACUGGGCUAAAAACUUGAGCUCAGCUAAUUUGGAUUCCACUAAUACCGAUCCAGUUAAGAAAACUUUGAUUACAAUAGUUGACAGUACUAAUAUACGGAUCGUCUUAUCUAUCAUCUAUAUUUUGGUUGAAACAGUUCGAGAUGGUUGUCAAACAGCUAAUUCUAGUAGUAACGGACACUCGGCUACAUCAACUAUGACGAAAACACAGCCCUCCUCUGUUGUAGAUCGAACAGCUAAACUUCGCGAGCAUUUCAUUGAAGAAUUGGGAUCUCCGAUUAGCAACGGGAACUGUCUAGCGAUUGUUCUCUUCGGAAUGGUACAUCGAUUUUGUAGUGGUCUAGCUCCACAUUUCCCCAUGAAAAAGACCCUUCUUUCCCUCUGGAAGACAGUUCUUCUUACUCUUGGUCCACUUUCCGGUCUUUUUGAACUUAAAAAUCGUCAGCGUCGAUUAGCCAAGCUCCCCGAAUUGCACGAAGAUACUCACAUUGUCAUUCGUCGGAUUCGUGCCAAUAGUCCACCGGCCAAUCCCGCUGACAAUAUCCUCAAUCGCCCCCUACGAAACAACAACAGACAUGCAGCUAUCGGUCAGGGCACCCAAGGACCUCAUCAAGGUAGCCUAGCUGGUGGCCGAUUAGCUGUUCAACAACAACUUGCUCAGCAGCAGUUGCAACAGCAGCUCAAUCAGCGACAAAUGCAGAGAAGAUGGAAUCCUUCUUUCUAUCAAUGUGGAACUAAUGGGGACUUGAAUUUGAAUAAGGAUGAUGAGAACUUAGGAGCUGCAACUCCACGUCCUGGUUCACCUGUUAGAAGCCCGGAGAGUGGUAAUGAGAUUGAGGAAAAGAAAGCGGUUGCAGCGGCUCAGUUCUCUCAUUCGAUAUUGUCCCAGCAACUCAUAGCUGGCAUCAUGAAUUCUUUAUCGGAUGUUAAGGUACUUCCCUGGAGACCGAAGGUUCGAACUAGUGAUAUUGAAAACUUCCUCGACAGUGCACGGCAGAAGUUUAUAGGCUUCAGAGUCAAUAAUGAUAUGACUACACUUUAUGGAUUGCCUGAGCCUAUUCAUGAAGCAGUGAAAGUGUUAAAGAAGUAUCACUAUGUCUCACUUGGUGAAAUUCAAAUUAAGAGAGAAGCGGAGUAUAUCAAAUAUCCAUUGUUACUGGGUAAGGAAGAUAUUCCGGAUACACCUGCUGAACGCCUCUAUGUUGCAAUGCUACCUCUUCUGCCGCAAUACAUGAUUGCAAUACUCAAAAUUUUAUUGGCUUCCGCACCCACCUCUCGUACCAAGACUGAGCCUAUUAACAUUUUAGCGGAAAUAACUCCCCUAGAAGCUCCAGAUAACCAGUUGCAGACCCUCAUAAUGAACUACGACGUGAAUCGGCAUCGGGAAAUCAUUGUAAAAGCAAUCUCUGGUCUGCUUCUCUUAUUACUCAAACACUUCAAGUUGAAUCAUAUCUACCAAUUUGAGUACAUCUCACAGCAUCUCGUCUUUGCUAAUUGCAUUCCUCUGGUGCUCAAGUUCUUUAACCAGAACACUCUCCUAUACGUUCAGGCUAAAAAUAGGUACUCUAGAUUUUUUGUUUUUUCUGACGUUUGCUUGUUUAGUAUCUCGUGUUUGGAUUUCCCAGCUCGAGUUAUCGGAGAAGUAUCACAGCUGACGCCUGAAAUGCUGGUAAGUGCCGGGAUUUUCGGAAAGUCCGCCCAGGGCGGUAAAAUGAACAAUUCCAUUUCAUGGAACUAUUUUUGCAACCAAAUAACCGUCCAUGGGUGA
This is a messenger RNA of Rodentolepis nana, 2211 nucleotides long. NCBI's taxonomy places the organism in Eukaryota, Metazoa, Platyhelminthes, Cestoda, Cyclophyllidea, Hymenolepididae. The record is from the annotation of a GenBank genome assembly.